GGACAGCAGUGUUACAUUUAUGGGCGUUAUAAACAGUACCUGUUAUUUAUCAUUAACUACCCUUCAGGUGUGGCCCACAGUGUGUGCAAACCAAACCCUCUAUAAAUAUACUGAAGUAAUGCUGCAAACAGGACAGGGCUGAGAAACACCCAGAGAAGAACAAGACAUCUCAGAAAGCAACAAGAUGAAGACCACUGUCUGCGUCUUCCUCAUAGGUUUGUUCCAGCUGUCCACCGCUGUGACUGUCACGGAGGGAGACUUUCAGUUCUCUCUGGAAUCGGUGAAAGCACUGGGAGCUCUGAUGACUGGAGAUGAUUCAUCAGCUGAACAGGCACUUUGGCUGAUGGAGGCCAAAACAGGAGCUCUGUGUUCUCAUCCUGCUCUGCCUGAAGACUUCAAACCUCUGUGUCUCAGGAAAGAUGCUGGAGCUUCUCUGGCCAGGCUGGUGUUUGUGGCUACCCGCUAUGAUUCCUGUGAGAUCUGUGAAUAUGCUGCCUGCACAGGUUGUUGAAAUGGAAACCUGCAUUUUUCACAGAUGAAUUGAUUUUUUAUCUCUAAAAUCAAGAAUAUAAAUUAAAA
Larimichthys crocea (large yellow croaker) is the source of this 579-nucleotide messenger RNA. RefSeq names its product guanylin-like. The record is from RefSeq and is a predicted model, not a curated record. Gene Ontology annotation, molecular function: guanylate cyclase activator activity. Bases 185 to 511 code for a protein of 108 amino acids. Gene Ontology annotation, cellular component: extracellular region. NCBI's taxonomy places the organism in Eukaryota, Metazoa, Chordata, Actinopteri, Sciaenidae. The transcript has 3 exons.